CUUUUGGCUUUCGCAAGGUGCAGUCGCGUCGUGAUCGUGAUCUUCUAUCCUAUUAUAAAGAAAAGUGAUUCUACAAAACCCCGAGGAUAAAUAAUAAACCUUUAUUCUUGUUGAAGACAUGAACACGUGCUGAUUAUUUUGGACCAUCGAAAUAUGCAAAGACAUCCCAGCACAAUGAUCGGGUUUGUUCUGCCCCUGAUCUUCAGCAUUUUGCUGGUCAGUAAGCCAUUGCCUUCGGAGGCUCAGGAUGAAUCACUGGCUGGCAGUUUUCUAUCAGGCCUUUUGGAUACCAUAACGAGCACAGCAGAUGCCAAGGAUUGUCCGGGAGUUUGUGUCCACACCUUGGCUACUUUAAUUUGCUACGAAGUUCUAGACGAUGUGGCUUGUCCUUCGGCCAGCAUGAAGUGUUGUAUAGAGAAUGCUCCAGCUGGUAAAAAUGCAACUGCUGUGAGGGCGACGACAACGCCAAAAACCACAACCACUGCCAGCACCACUACAACUCAGAGGACAACCACUACGUUGGCCACUACUAGCACCACAAAGCGCACCACCACCACUAGUACCACGGCAAAACCCAAGCCAAAACCACAGACAAAGCGACCCGCCACUAGCUCCACCACCAAAGCCACAGCGGCGACCACCAAGAAACCCAGCACCACCAAGAAGGUGGCCACUGCCAAGCCCAAGGACAAGGAGGAGGCCUCCAAGGCGGACGAUUCCAAUAAGGACUGCACCGGAGUUUGUGUAGCGGAUCGCAUUGCGGAGUACUGUGAGGCCUAUUUAACUAGCGAUGGUCUGUGCAAAGAGGGCACCAAAUGCUGUGUUUCUCUGGACGAAUACUCCAACGGCAAGCUGCCUAAGGAUAUCUACAUUCCAGCCAAACACAUGAGCAACUUGAAGCCCAAUCAGACGCUAGCCGAGAAGUCGGCUCCCUCGAAGAGUUCCAGUACCUCCACUAGCAGCACCACUAGCACCACCAGCACCACCUCAACCACUCCGGAACCGGCUAGAACCAAUAAUAGUUCCCCCAAGCCAAGCAAGCACAAGAAACAUCCGACGACGACUACUACAGAGGCUGCCGAGGAGGAUGAGGAUCAGGAGACGGAGGAGGAUGGCGAAGAGGAGGAGCCACCACUGAGUAACAAACUAAAAUCCGGUCAAGGUCAAGGUCAAGUGCUUAAAGAAUGCGAAGGAGAAUGCAUGAAUGGGAUAUUCGCCAUCUUCUGCGAUGACAUCGAUUCGGAGGCCUUUUGUCCCGGCGAAGGAAGCUGUUGUGUGACUGGGAAUGCUUCGGAGGCACCACCAGCCUCCAAGGCUCCUCCAACCAAACCAGCCAUUAAACAUGCACCCAAACCGGCUGCCAAACCAGCUCGUCCUGCCUCUCCACCUCCUGCACCACCAGCUUCCACUUCCGGAGGAGGAGGAGGCGGCGGCGGAGGUGGUGACUUCCUUUCCCAGAUCAUAUCCUUUGCCGAGAGCACUCUAAAUUCACCAGCUCCUCCACCACCGCCACCACAGGCUCCCGUUCAAGUGCCCCGCUGUCCAGGAUUCUGUCUGCUCAACAUUAUGGCCGCUUUCUGCGAGAGACCCUCGGUGCUGGUCUCCACACAAACCACCUGUGCCAAGGGGUCCGUGUGCUGUGACAAUUCGAGGGCAGGAGCACCCAAGCCCAAGCUGCCACCACCCACGCCCUCGCCCACCGCACCGCCCACUGCGCCGCCGUAUGUCCUGCCCAAUACCCCGAGUCCCGAUCCACGAGAGGAAUGUCCCGGUUCCUGCAUCGUCAGUCUGCUCAGCUUCACCUGCUUCAAAAACGCCGAGAUGACAGACAUGUUCCGCUGCAAGCGUUCUGGUCAGAUUUGCUGUGCGCCCAAGAGCAAAAUCCUGGAGAAGCAACAGUUCCAGACGCGCAACGAUACCGCCUACUAUCCGGCACCUCCGCCACCGCCCAUUGGACCACCACAGGCGUAUCCACCUCAGUCGCCACCGUACUCCUACAUGAGCAACCCACCGCCACAAGGACCGCCACCACCGCAGAUGCAGCCUCACCAUGUCAAUCCCUACCAGCCACCACCACCGGCACCGAACUACGGAGAUUACUACCCAGUUUCUGGACCUGGUCUUCAGGGCGGACUUCCCCAGCAACCUCAACCGCCGACGAUGCCACCUACGACCACGACCACAACCACGACGACUCCACGGCCACAUGUCUACUCCAAGUACGUUUGUGGUGUCAAGGGAACCCUGCGAACUGGACGAUCCCAAUCACAAGCUCUUUCCCUGGUCUCCUAUGCCCGCGCCAAGUACGGAGUACAGCGAACAGCUCGCCAGAUGACCUCCUCCGCUGGGUAUUCCAGUAACUUCAACAAAUCCAACGAACGUUUGGUUCUCGGUUCCGCCAUUGUGCCUAUACAGAUUCACAAUGAUAAACUAGGUGACCUUGUGGAGUCCAGCAGUCUGCAGAGCAACCAACUGCGUUCGUAUCACAAUCACCAGGAUGCUGAUCAGCCGGAACUGGUUUAUCCCGAGUACUAUCAACAGAAGCGAUCGCUUGAAGCACUCCAGUCCAAUUUCACUGGUCGACGAAGGGCUCGUGUGGUGGGCGGCGAGGAUGGCGAGAAUGGAGAGUGGUGCUGGCAGGUGGCUCUUAUUAACUCGUUGAAUCAAUAUCUUUGUGGAGCUGCUCUAAUCGGAACCCAGUGGGUCCUCACGGCAGCCCAUUGUGUCACCAACAUUGUUCGUUCCGGAGAUGCGAUUUAUGUACGUGUGGGUGACUACGAUUUGACCCGAAAGUAUGGAAGUCCUGGGGCUCAAACACUGCGCGUGGCCACCACAUAUAUCCAUCACAAUCACAAUAGCCAGACUUUGGACAACGAUAUUGCCCUGCUGAAGCUCCAUGGCCAAGCGGAGCUCCGGGAUGGAGUGUGUUUGGUGUGUCUCCCAGCUCGAGGAGUCAGUCAUGCGGCGGGCAAGCGAUGUACUGUGACGGGAUAUGGUUAUAUGGGAGAAGCUGGUCCCAUUCCCCUGCGAGUUCGUGAGGCGGAGAUUCCCAUUGUGAGCGAUACGGAGUGCAUUCGGAAGGUGAAUGCCGUGACGGAGAAGAUCUUCAUUCUGCCCGCCUCCAGUUUCUGUGCCGGCGGCGAGGAGGGCCACGAUGCCUGCCAAGGCGAUGGAGGUGGUCCGCUGGUCUGCCAGGACGAUGGAUUCUUCGAGCUGGCCGGCCUCGUUUCCUGGGGCUUCGGUUGCGGACGCCAGGAUGUGCCCGGCGUCUAUGUGAAGACCUCGUCGUUCAUCGGCUGGAUCAACCAGAUCAUCAGCGUGAAUAACUUAUAGUGAGAGGAAUGCUUCAUCAUCAUGUGUGCGGAAGGAACCCCGCUCUUGUGGCAAUUUCCGGGUCCAACAAAAAUAUAAAAUAGGCCUGAUUUAGCCUACGAUUGUUUUUCCAGGGGUUCCCGCUCUUCGACUGCUAACGUAAACCCAUCCUAGUGUAAUCUAUUCAUAUGCCUAACCCUAAAACCCUAACUCUAAUGGUUCGAAAAGAAACCCAGAAUGAAACUAUAUUAACUAUUACGAUUAUCGGUAGCGUAGACGGCAAUCUUUAAAAGUAUUCCCCUAUUUGAUAACGCCCUAUGGUUAACUGUUUUUGUAUAUACCAAAUAAAUACAAAAAAUCUUCAGUUA
Molecule: messenger RNA, 3680 nt
Organism: Drosophila takahashii
Lineage: Eukaryota; Metazoa; Arthropoda; Insecta; Diptera; Drosophilidae
Gene: mas
Product: trypsin-like serine protease domain-containing protein masquerade
Biological process (GO): proteolysis
Molecular function (GO): serine-type endopeptidase activity
Source: RefSeq, a predicted model, not a curated record